Messenger RNA from Sciurus carolinensis (gray squirrel), 1459 nucleotides. RefSeq names its product nuclear autoantigen Sp-100-like. Gene Ontology annotation, cellular component: nucleus. NCBI's taxonomy places the organism in Eukaryota, Metazoa, Chordata, Mammalia, Rodentia, Sciuridae. Bases 161 to 1144 code for a protein of 327 amino acids. Gene Ontology annotation, molecular function: DNA-binding transcription factor activity, RNA polymerase II-specific. Gene Ontology annotation, biological process: regulation of transcription by RNA polymerase II. The transcript is spliced from 10 exons. The record is from RefSeq and is a predicted model, not a curated record.
CGGGGCGGAGGAGAGAACGAUAUGGUACAAUGCAAAUUUCAACCAAGGUUUCACUUACUAACAUUAGAACAAUUCAAAAAUUCAUCCCUUGAGGUCCUUACUUUCACUCUGCUCUGUGUCCUUCUCCUGAGCAGAACUGCCGCCCUGCUGAAGGCUGGAGAUGGAUUCAGGAGGAUCCCCUGACAUCAGGAUGUUUGCAAUGGUCCAGAAUAAGGAGCUAUUUUGUGAAAUAUUUUUCAACUACUUCAAGGAAAAUAAAGUGGAGAUAGCAACUGCAAUAACAAAGCUAUUUCCUUUCCUAGAUGGCCUCAGAGACCGCUCCUUUAUCACCGACAAAAUCUAUGCUGAUUCUCAACAAGCUUCUAGAAACUUGGUUCCUAUAGCCAGAGUGGUGUACCAUGUUCUUGGCCACCUGGAGAAGGUGUUUGAUUGGUCACUUCUACAAGCCCUGUUCAGCAAAGUUAACCUGAAGGAGUAUCCUGGUUUGAUACCGAUUUAUAGAAGCUUUGAAAAUGUGUUCCAAGACAAAUAUUUUUCCCAGAAAAGUAACACAGAAGGGAGGCAAAAAAUGUCCAUCACGCAGCCGAGCCACGAGCAAGGAAGUGGUGAAAACUCUUUCCUACAAAGACUGACCUGGCCACAACACUCAGAUCCCUGGUCUUCCAACGGAGCCAUCCAGUCUGGAACUAGAACUAGAACCUUGAAACCUCUCUGGGAUGUGAAGCCAACACAUAUAAAGACAGAACACUCAAUCUGCAGUCCAGUGAAGGCUCUUGAACCUCAACAAGAAAAGUCUGACUGUGCCCCAGCAGGUGCUGGUGAAUUCAGUGUUCUCCAAAUGAAAAAAGAGGACGGGUUGGAAGAGAUGGCCAGCCUACCAUCCUCGGCCAGCCUCGGUGGACGAGGGGCAAAGCGAUGCAGAUACGAGAAGCUGGUGCAAACGUCCCUUGUGUGUCCGGAGGACCAGCAGAAGGCGAGAACUGUGCAGAACCAAGCGAGUGAAAUCAUAGUUGUCAGCAGUGAGGACUCGGGAUCCGGGGAGGAGGAAGAGCCCCAGGGUCCGCAUUCAGAAGCAAGACUCAGGCCGUUCUUGGUCCAGAGUCAUAAACCCCUGGCAUUCCUGAUGAGAAGAGCAUCUUUUUAAAAACCAGCCUCAGGAUUAGAGGGUUAGACCUUUCAGCCCCACUUCUCGACCUCUGGGGAGAGGAAAGGAAAGGAAGAUCGAGCACAUCAACAAGAGCCAACGACGCAAUGUCACGCCUGCACAGUGAACGCUCAGAAAUCCCCUGAGCAACUGGGCUGGGGCUUCCCAGCCGGCGAAGACACCCACGUGCUGGGAGCUGAAGGCGCAUGCGCCGCUCCUCCCCCUGCGGCCCCCCCCCCCCCCCCCCCUGCCGCGCUCCCCCUGGCUCCACGCAGCUCCACCAUUUGGUCGUUCUGGAGUUGUUUUCUUUAUAAU